AUGGCAGCGGCUUACGCAGCUCUACUUUCUCUCAGGCAUACUAUCGAACACCUCCAAAACCAUCCUCGCCCUCCGAUUUCUCUUGAUGAAACACAAACUAAACUUCUCACUGAAUAUAUCACUUUCUUGCUCGAUUUUCUCGAAAAUUAUUCGUUUGUCGACAGCCAAAAAGCAGAUUCAUUGGAGGUACGCAUGUCCGAUGCAGCUUACGAGGCAGAGGAUCUGAUCGAAUCCCAUAUUGCCGAUCAAAUUCAGGCUCAUGCUGAAAAUCUCUCUACCGAUGUUGACUUUUUGUAUGAAGGUCUACAUAAAGCGACAGAGGAAUUGGAAGCCAUUAAGAAUGAGAUUCAAAAGCAGAAUUUGGGAGUAAGAAAGAAUUUAUCGCCUGCGGCUGCUGAUGGUAUUAGUUCAUUAAGAAGAUCUCCUUCGUCACCAGGUAAUUACACCAUGGUGGGAUGUGAUGAUGUCAUGAUUGACGUCAUGGACAAACUCACAUAUGGACAACGCAGUCUCCAAAUAAUCCCGAUUGUAGGCAUGGGAGGCAUCGGUAAGACAACUCUGGCUAAAAACAUAUAUAUGAAUCCAGUAAUUGUUGAAUACUUUCAUUUACGCGGGUGGGCUGUGAUUUCCCAAAACUAUAAUUUGAGAGAGAUUCUUUUAGAAGUGUUGCUGUGUCUGAAUAUCAUUGAGAACAGGGAAGACUCGAGCCAAAUGAGCGAAUACGAAUUAGGAGAUAAAUUGCACAGAACAUUAUUUGGCACAACGUAUUUUGUUGUGAUGGAUGACAUGUGGAGCAUCGAGGCAUGGUACAAGGUGAAGUCCUUCUUCCCAGAUAAUAACAAAAGGAGCAGAAUAGUUGUGACCACUAGGCUUUCAAGCUUAGCUUCUCAGUUGAGCGGUUUUUACGGUUUGGAGAUGAGUUUUCUAAACGAUCACAACAGUUGGAGACUAUUCCAAAACAGUGCUUUUGGGGAAGACGGUUUUUGCCCUCCCCAACUUGAAAAAACCGGAAAGAGAAUCGUGAAAUCGUGCAAAGGGCUUCCAUUAUCGAUUACCGUGAUUGGAGGGCUUCUGUCGAAGCACACACAAUCGCUCGAUUAUUGGGAAUAUGUAUUGGAAAAUUUCAAUGCUGUCUUGAAUACAGAGGAUGACGAGCGUUGUUUGAAAAUACUACGCCUGAGUUAUAUGGAGUUGCCUGUACACCUAAAGCCUUGUUUUCUUUAUAUGGGACUUUUUCGGGAAGACAGUGUUAUUCCUACGUCAAGGCUCGUCAAAUUAUGGGUUGCGGAAGGAUUUCUCAAACCGAUUAGUGGGAAAAGUUUGGAGAUGGUAGCAGAAGAUUACAUAGGGGAACUUGUGAACCGAAACCUGAUCUUAGUCGACGAAUUUGGGUCAACGGGCAAUAUGAAAUCUUUCAAAAUCCACGAUCUUUUGAGGGAACUGUGCGUAAAAGAAGGUUUGAAAAACAAGUUUAUGUGUGUGAGAAGGGCAGAUGACCCCAAGAUUCAACAAGACAUAAAAAACAAACGACGUAUCGGUUUUCAUCCGACUAAGAGUGGCGAUCUCGAAAUUGGUUCGAAAAUCGGCCCCUUUCAAUCUUCGUCACUCGGUUCUUUCAUAUGGGAUUGUGGGAGCGAGUCUAUUAGUUUACCACAGCUUAAAUUUAAAUUACUUAGGGUGCUAAUGGUGCUUAAGUUUCCCGAUCCUUACAUUCUUCGAAAGAGUGAGACUAUAUCGUGGCCUACCAACUCACGGCUUCUUGAUUUUCCGUUUUCUAACUCUCCAACGACCCCAUUUCCAGCUAACUGCCUCUGGAAUCUGCAGACAUUAGCAAUAAAAGGGCUGCAGCAUUAUCAACAAAUCGAGUUUUGGAAAAUGCCUCAACUCAGGCACGUCAAAUGUCAAAGUCUUUAUCUCCCGGACCCAAAGGAAGAGAGUGAUUCUUUAAUAGUCCUUCACAACCUUCAGACACUGAAGACAGUAUGGAAUUUCAAGUGCAGUGAGGAAGUGAUUAAGAGAAUACCCAAUAUCAAGAAAUUGGCAAUAAAGUACGAGGGACUCUCAGUGAGUUUUGCGCCAGAAGAUUACUGUCUGAACAAUCUAUGCCAGCUGGAGAAACUCGAAACCCUUAGUUGUAUCAACUAUGGUGUGGCGAAAUUGGGUCAGAGCCUCGUUUUUCCAAAUUCGCUUAAGAAGUUGACUUUGUUCGGACGUGAGAUCAGCUGGAAAGACGUUGGGACAAAGAUAGGGCGUUUGCCGAAUCUUCUAGUGCUUAAACUGUGGGAUUGUCAGUUAGGACCUAAGUGGGUAACUGUUGAGAGUCAAUUCAGGAGGCUCAAAUACUUGUCGAUUUCAAACUGUAAUGAUCUGAUAAGCUGGGAGGUGGAAAGAACGCAUUUUCCGUGCCUCGAGCGAAUUUAUCUUGAUGGGUUAGAGAAAUUGGAGAUUCCUCGGGAGAUUGGAGAUAUACCGACGCUUAAGUCGAUCGAGGUGGAUUGUUGUAGCAACUGUGUUUUAGCUUCUGCACAGAGAAUAUUGAGAGAACAAAGGGAGCUUGGGAAUGAAGGGCUUCGACUUAGACGUGUAUUCCUUGGCCUUUGGUUUUGA
Molecule: messenger RNA, 2607 nt
Organism: Striga asiatica
Lineage: Eukaryota; Viridiplantae; Streptophyta; Magnoliopsida; Lamiales; Orobanchaceae
Source: the annotation of a GenBank genome assembly